CGCCAGCGCCAGUUGCGCAUGGAUUGGUCUAACGGUGGGCUUUUUUUGUGCAGUUUCUCAUUGGCUUUUGGAAAUGACAGUUCGGUGCCAUCGUUUGCCGUUUUUCAAUGAAUGCUGUAUGCACUUUGUGGCUCUGUUGUUGUUGAUCAUUUUGGAUCAGUGGCGCUGCGAGAAAGAUGCGCGCGUCUGAUGAUGGAAUUUCUCCCAGAGACCGCAACGGCUCCAUCGUCUCCGUGCGACAUUAGGUAGAAGCAACCUGACAGCGGGAAGAUGUUCUGCUCCAAGCUCAAAGAGCUCAACAUACCAGCAGAGUGCUCGUUCUCCGCCAGCGCCGCAAAUGAUGCGCUCGGGGACUUUCAGGAGCGCGCGAGGGUCGCCGCAGACACCGCGGCUGGAAAUAAGGACGAGCACGGAAAAACAGGCGAGGAUCGACAGAAAACCAUCAGAGCCAAAGUUAACCUCCAUACACUUGGAGACAGCAUCCGAAAAUUGGCAUGUCCCGAGUUUGACAGGUUGCAUGCUGCCCUCCAACGAAUGAUGAAAUUAUCCGCUAAUAGCAGGGAGUCAGAAAGCCCAGUAUUGUGCAGUACUGACUGUCAAAAUUGCAGCGAUAAAUCAGAGCAUUUAUUGGAGGUUAUGAACACUUACGCAACCAAAACAGAAACACCGAUGGACACUUUGAAAGUUGCUCUUGGUGAGGAGCUCUUCAACAUGUGCUAUGAAGAGGAUGGACAUAUUUUGCGGGUUGUAGGGGGCGCUCUUCAGGACUUCCUCAACAGCUUCAAUGUUUUGUUGAAGCAGAGCAGUGCUCAGCCCAACCCAGACAGAGAGGAUUGUGGAAAUGAGCCCUCGGUGCUGUGCUUAGACAAGGAUCCAGGCCUGCUUACUGUCUAUUUCUUUAACCCCCAACUGACCACCGAGCUGUUUUUCCCUGGAGUCAUCAAAGCGGCUGCCCACCUACUGUACCAGACCAUUGUGGAGGUGUUGAUGGACCCCCCUUGUGCCAAAGACAGCAUCUUGCAGUCCAGCCCACAGCCCAGUCUUCUGUACACAGUUAUAGUGAAGGAUGCUCAAAAUCUGACACCUAGUCCGCUACAGGCCACCGCAGCGGGGACCCUUCCUACGUCUCUUUUCUCCACCAUUUUCCCUUUCCACCUGAUCUUGGACCAGGACUUGGUCCUGGUGCAAAUAGGACACGGGCUCAGGAAAAGACUGAUCAGAAAGGAUGGACUGAGACGUUCAGCUACUUUCCAAGAACACUUCUCUAUUGUCUCGCCACAGAUCAGAUGCACUUUUCAAGGUAUUCUGUCGAUGUUAAAUACCCAGUUUAUCAUUCGGAUCAAGCAUGGAGUUUCCAGCACUGAUAACACCGGGAAGCUCAUGGACAUUAAAGGUCAGAUGAUCUACGUUCCUGAGUCUAAUGCCAUUUUGUUCUUGGGCUCGCCUUGUGUGGACAAGCUUGAGGAGCUGACAGGUCGCGGCUUGUACCUGUCUGAUAUCCCCAUUCAUAACGCUUUGCGUGAUGUUGUCCUGGUUGGUGAACAGGCCAAGGCUCAGGAUGGUUUGAAGAAACGGUUAGGGAAAGCCAAGGCUGCAUUGGAGCAUGCUCACCAAGCACUAGAAGAGGAGAAGAAGAAGACGGUGGACCUCCUCUUCUCCAUCUUCCCUGGCACUGUGGCACAGCAGCUGUGGCAGGGACAAACAGUCCAAGCCAAGAAGUUUGACCAUGUUACCAUGCUCUUCUCUGACAUUGUGGGCUUCACUGCUGUUUGCUCACACUGUACACCGAUGCAAGUGAUCACCAUGCUCAAUGAGCUGUACACCAGGUUUGACCACCAGUGUGGAGAGCUUGAUGUUUAUAAGGUGGAGACCAUUGGUGAUGCGUAUUGUGUAGCAGGUGGCUUACACAAGGAAAGCAAGACUCAUGCCAUCCAGAUUGCACUCAUGGCCUUAAAGAUGAUGGAUCUUUCAGAUGAAGUAAAGACGCCUACCGGAGGACCAAUACAGAUGCGCAUAGGCCUCCAUACAGGUUCAGUACUGGCUGGUGUAGUUGGUGUACAGAUGCCACGAUACUGCCUUUUUGGAAACAAUGUGACAUUGGCCAACAAGUUUGAAUCGUGCAGCCAACCUCGAAAAAUUAACAUCAGCCCCACAACCUACAGAUUACUGAAGGAUCAUCCAGAGUUUGACUUCAUUCCCAGGACCAGAGAGGAGCUUCCAGCCAAUUUCCCAGAGGACAUUUCUGGCGUUUGUUACUUUUUGGAGGCGUCCAUGAAAGUGUCAAGUGACUCUGAAAGAAAGUCAAGCUGUUAGAGCCCCGAAAAUAUUAGACUGGAACAAGCUUAAACUUAUGUAUAGUGCAAACACCUUGUACAGUUCAGUUUGGGUGGUUUAGAUUAUAAUAUUGUUUUCAGUCAGAUUCUUCCAGAAGCUUACAGAGAUGUCAGUUUGGUGUUGAAUAUUUGAGUCUUGUCCAUUUUUUAAUUGUAAAGUUGUAGUUCAGAAAACUUUUUUUUUUGGUCUUAAUUUUUUUUUUUAUCAUCGCGAAGCUCCUGUCUGAGUGAAAGAGCAUGCCAGAUAGAGAUGAUGAGACACAUUACCAUUAUUUAAGGUGCAGAAAUGUCAAGAAUCAUAAAAAAACAGGACAAAAUAUUUAAAGGGAUCAUAUUGUGCAAAAUUUUUUUAAUAUCCCUUUUGCAGUUAAAUAUGCGUUGCAUUUUGUGUUAAAUAUCUUCAAAGUCUCCCAAUUCUAGGUGCAAAAUAAACCCAUCUACUACAAGCAAACAUUAUGGUGAAAACAACUUGUUUAGUCUUCCGUGACUUAUGUCACAAAAUUUGUGUGUGGAUUCCAGCUUCGAUCUUUGAAGCUACGCUCACAUUAGCUACAAAUGACGGCAACUAGCAUUUGGCUUUGUCACUUGCUGGGUGUCCCCGGGGUGUGCAUGCUAACAUCUCUGUAAA
Molecule: messenger RNA, 2961 nt
Organism: Thalassophryne amazonica
Lineage: Eukaryota; Metazoa; Chordata; Actinopteri; Batrachoidiformes; Batrachoididae
Gene: gucy1a1
Product: guanylate cyclase 1 soluble subunit alpha 1
Exons: 8
Coding region: 271-2313 (680 amino acids)
Biological process (GO): response to oxygen levels; cGMP biosynthetic process
Cellular component (GO): guanylate cyclase complex, soluble
Molecular function (GO): heme binding; guanylate cyclase activity
Source: RefSeq, a predicted model, not a curated record